This is a messenger RNA of Eimeria necatrix, 774 nucleotides long. RefSeq lists its product as hypothetical. The transcript is spliced from 6 exons. The coding region runs from base 1 to 774 and encodes 257 amino acids. Gene Ontology annotation, molecular function: hydrolase activity, acting on ester bonds. The record is from RefSeq and is a predicted model, not a curated record. Lineage: Eukaryota; Apicomplexa; Conoidasida; Eucoccidiorida; Eimeriidae.
AUGAGGCGUUCACGGCUGAACACGCAGCAGCAGCAGCAGCAGCAGCAGCAGCAGCAGCAGCAGCAGCAGCAGCAGCAGCAGCAUUUUAUUUUAUUUUGCUGCUCAGUGGAAUACGAAGCAGGAGACGGCUCGCGGGAAAAGCGGCGCAGCAAUUUGUACGAGUUCAUAGAAGGCGCUUUCGUGAAGAAGAUUAUGGGCGAGAGGCAGACCUUCUGGUACUCGGGUUGGACGCACGUGAAUUCGGUGAAGUCCUUUUACGAAGAAGAGAAGACAGUAUUUGCUGCGCGGAAAGAAACUUAUUUUUUGUCUUGGGCGCGGGAGAACCGAGCUCUGCUUUGCGCAGAAAUCUACCCGCUGCUGAGUCGCAUGACGAAGAAGAAGAACGAGCCAAAUGUGUAUGUGCUGGACAGAACUUCGGAGUUUCUCUUCUUCGAAAUCAUCAAAAAACGCAUCCUGGUUGCCGGAGCUAGAACAGCAGUUGUGAUGAACCACAUUUUGCAGGUUCGCGGCCUCGACGAGGGGCUCGGCCAGCUCCGCGCGGGCAGCGGAAUGCAAGACGUCCAAGAAACGGCGGACGCGCGGCCCCCCGCCCACGGCGAAAGCUACGUUUAUUUGCGCAACUUUUUGAUCAACUUUUCCAUUUUUAUUCUCGUGGUUUUGUUUUUCGUUUACAUUUCGCGCUUUUACCGCAGCACGCCUUCGCCGGCGCCGCUGGCCGCGCGCUCGGCCAAGGCCGCCGACCAGACGGAGCUCAUGCAGGCCAAGGCCAACUGA